AUGAUCAAUCGUGAAGAAAAAUUGAGUUACUUCAGACGUCACAUCGAAGUUUCAUUCGUCGCGUCGACAGUUCCAUCAAAGCCUUCAAACGUAUUUCAUCUCAACGAUGAAUGGGUUACAUUUAUAAUACUUGACUCGAAGAGACUGUUGCUGAAGACCAGAGAUGCAUUGGAGAGACUCGAGCGUCUCGAAUACACGUCAUCUUCUUCCUCUUCUUCAAUUUCAUCAUCCGACGGCUUCGUUUCGGGUGCUUCAAAUGAUCAUUCCACUUCAAUUAGACGAGACAUUAGUCAGAUCCAGUCCCUCUGCUCUGACAUGGAUCGCCUAUGGCGUUCAAUCGCCGCCAAAUCCCAACGAGAUCUCUGGAAAAGAAAAGUGGAACAAGUGGCUGAGGAAGCCGACUCACUGAAAGCUAGUCUGGAUAAAUAUGUUUUGAGGCAUCAAAAGCGGAUACAAGAAGCCCAAGAGAGGGCAGAACUACUUGGAAGAGCUAAUGGGGAAUCCUCUCAUGUUUUGAGAAUAUUUGAUGAGGAAGCCCAAGCUAUGCAGUCAGUUCAUAGCUCGUCCAGAAUGCUAGAAGAAACUUAUGCGACUGGUGUGGCCAUUCUUUCAAAGUAUAGUGAGCAAAGGGAUCACUUAAAGAGAGCUCAACGAAAAGCACUGGAUGUCCUUAACACUUUGGGGCUAUCAAACUCUGUAAUGCGGCUCAUUGAGAGGCGAAAUCGUGUUGACCGAUGGAUUAAAUAUGCGGGCAUGGUUCUCACUAUCAUCGUACUUAUUGUCUUUUGGAGGUGGACAAGAUGA
Molecule: messenger RNA, 804 nt
Organism: Fraxinus pennsylvanica
Lineage: Eukaryota; Viridiplantae; Streptophyta; Magnoliopsida; Lamiales; Oleaceae
Source: the annotation of a GenBank genome assembly